CCGUGGACUAGUCUCGUUCAGUUACGAACGGGGAAACCACGUUAAAUCGCGUCUUGUGUGAUUGUUUCGUUUCCGCGUAUUGUCUUAUUUUACAUUGGAUAGUAUCUUGUAAAGUAAAUUCACACAUGAUACUGAACUAAAAUCAACCGCUAAAAGAUUUUGCUCAUCCGCUGCUGCCAGUGGAUCAUGAUGCGCUACAAAGAGGAGAAAGAGGCCAAGAAGGAAGCUUUCAGGAAGUACCUUGAAUCCAGUGGCGUUGUUGAUACCGUUACCAAAGGUUCUUUGAUCUCUUCUUCCUUCAGUUUUCUGGUGGGGGUUUCCUUCCUUCGUUUUCACAUUCAUCAUCUUCUUUUCCCCCAAUUGUUGUGGGUUGCUGGCCUGGCUGUAGCUCUGGUUGCAUUGUACGAGCAAGAUGAGAAGCCCUCCUCUGCUCUCGAAUUCAUUCAACAGAAGUUGGGAGGGCCGAGUUUGUGCGAAUACGAGAAGCUACAAGCUGAGAUGUCGGAUCUGCAACUCAAGUACAAUGAGCUUCUAGCAACUCAUCAAGUAACUGUCAAAGAGUUAGAAGAAGUGAAGGUCUCACAUACCAUGGCUGCCACCAAUACUACUUCUGCUGCUAACACCACAGCCAGCGAAAUCGCCAAUGGGGAUGUGCCAAAGGAUGAUGGCUGAAAGAUUCAGGAAAGCCAAAAACGUAAUCGAAGCUGUUUUGGCCCUGUAUAUUGCAACCAUGGAAGGAACAAGCAUUCUCUCGUUUACGAGAGUUCAAACGGUGUGGUUACCAUGGUAACCGUUUUAAUCAGUACUAUUUGGAUAAUUUGGUUUGGUUAAUUUGGAUGAUUGGUUUGAUUUGGUUAAAGUUUUUAGCUUGUUUGGUUUAGGUGGUUUGGUUUCAGACACUCCUAACCAAUCAAACCAAAUUAACCAGAUAAAUGAUUAGUCAUAUAUCUAUUAUAUAGUAUAUACACAUACUUAAUACUUUGAAUAACCACUCAAGAGUUAAACGUUUAUCCCUUUUAGAC
Messenger RNA from Linum tenue, 1022 nucleotides. NCBI's taxonomy places the organism in Eukaryota, Viridiplantae, Streptophyta, Magnoliopsida, Malpighiales, Linaceae. The record is from the annotation of a GenBank genome assembly.